Messenger RNA from Hemicordylus capensis (graceful crag lizard), 16846 nucleotides. RefSeq names its product MLLT6, PHD finger containing (gene MLLT6). The transcript is spliced from 20 exons. The record is from RefSeq and is a predicted model, not a curated record. Gene Ontology annotation, cellular component: nucleus. Lineage: Eukaryota; Metazoa; Chordata; Lepidosauria; Squamata; Cordylidae. Gene Ontology annotation, molecular function: histone binding; nucleosome binding. The coding region runs from base 488 to 3730 and encodes 1080 amino acids. Gene Ontology annotation, biological process: regulation of transcription by RNA polymerase II.
AAAUAAUUGUGGCGGGGGGGGGAGGAAGGAAGCAGAAAAGCUCCCUCCCAAAUCAGGCAGCUGUUCCUGAACCUAAGACUUUACAAGCGCAUGGAGCCAUGAUUGCUAGCUUGUAGGCUGUGUGCAGCUAGGGCGACGUUGUGUGCGUGAGUAUAGUAGAGUGUGUGUGUGAGAGAGAGCGAGAGCGAGAGCGAGUCAGUGAGUGUUUGUGUGCAUGGGGACUAGCAACCGCGUCUGCUUGAGCUCAGCGCCAGCAAUGCCGCCGCCGAUCUCGCUUGUGGUAUUUUUGUACGGGGGGGAGGCUUCGGAGUCCUCUCCUUUUUCCCCCAUCCGAGUGGGAGUGUGUAUAAAGGCGGAUCGGAGGAAGGGGGAACCCAGAGAUUAAAGAAGGAGAAGCGGACGAAGAGUGGAUGCGUGUUCGAAAACAACAACAACAACAGCAGGAGGGUGGUGGUGGGGAAUCUGCAAAAGAGAAACUUAUGGAAGAAUGAAGGAGAUGGUUGGUGGUUGCUGCGUCUGUUCUGAUGAGCGGGGCUGGGCAGAAAACCCCCUGGUGUACUGUGAUGGGCAUGGCUGUAACGUGGCGGUGCAUCAAGCGUGCUAUGGAAUUGUUCAGGUUCCCACGGGACCAUGGUUCUGUCGAAAAUGUGAAUCCCAAGAAAGAGCCGCCAGGGUGAGGUGCGAGUUGUGUCCCCAUAAAGACGGAGCGCUGAAGCGGACAGAUAAUGGAGGCUGGGCCCAUGUCGUCUGUGCUCUGUACAUCCCUGAGGUGCAAUUCGCUAAUGUUCUCACCAUGGAGCCAAUUGUCCUCCAGUAUGUGCCCCACGAUCGGUUCAACAAGACUUGUUAUAUAUGUGAAGAACAGGGCAGGGAGAGCAAAGCCGCCUCUGGAGCCUGCAUGACCUGCAACCGGCAUGGCUGUCGACAAGCCUUCCACGUCACCUGUGCUCAGAUGGCCGGGCUCUUGUGUGAAGAAGAAGUCUUAGAAGUCGACAAUGUGAAAUACUGUGGCUACUGCAAGUACCACUUCAAUAAAAUGACAUCACGCCAUUCCGGAGGUGGUGCUUUCAUCGCAGGGAGGAGGAGCCGGUCAGCUUCACCUGCACAAGAGAAGCCCGUGUCCCACCACGAGAAACCAAAGAAGAGCCGGAAGGACAAGGAAAGGCCCAAACAGAAGCACAAGAAGCGUUCAGAGUCACCCACCAGUCUCACACUGACCUCCGCACCCAUUGUCACGGAGAAGCAGAGUUCUACGAACCACCACGAGAGCAGUAAAGAAACCUCUGAGGUCAUCCGAUCAGAAGUGAAAGGCAAAAAGCCAUCAAGCCAUGGCACAGGCCACAAGGCCAAGAAGUCAGGAAGUGGGAAAAGCUCAACAGGGUUCACUUCAUCCUCUUCCAGCGGGGUUUUCCCGCCUGCAGGUACCUCAUGCAGCUCCUUGCCCUUCUCCCAGGACUUUGUGACCUUUCCGAAGCUUGAGCAGCCACAGCAGCAGCCGCAGCCGCAGCCUCCGCCGCCGCAGCAGCAACAACAACAGCAGCAGCCCCCUGAGGAAGAGAAAUACCGCAAACCUGUCUCUUCCUCCUCUUCCUCCACCCAUUGCUCCCCACUGUAUGAAGGGCCGAAAGGAGAUGUAUUUGAGCAAAAAGUGAUCUUCUCGGGCUUUGGCUCCAUCAUGCGCUUCUCCACUUCCGCCGUCAGCCAGCAGAGAGGUCGUGAUGCUUCCCCCGUGGACUACAAGGCCUCAAACUCUAUGAGCACCGCCACUGGGGGGAGCAGUGGGGGCAGCGGCAGUGGACACAAGCGGAUGCCAUCCCUCAGCAUGGAAGAGGGGGAAGUCCUGAAGGAAAAAAAGCACAAGGCCAGUAAGAAGAGCAAGCACGGGCCAGGGAGGCCAAAAGGGAGCAAGAACAAGGAGGUCCCAGGUGCCCAGCUAGUGGGGUCCACAGCAACCUCCUCUUCACCCUUCUCCGGCGGGUCCCUGGUCAGCUCCAGCAUUGGCGGAUCCUCGCGGCCUUUCAGCCAUGCAGCAACCCUUCCAAGCCUCAGUCUGGAAUCUCCACUUCUGGGUUCAGGGAUCUAUACAAGUAACAAGGACCCCAUUUCACAUGGCGGUGGGGGACUCCGGACAGUGUGUAGCACUCCACUCUCCUCCAGCCUUCUGGCUCACCAAGGCACUUCAUCACUCCCCCAGCUCACCCGUUCUCCCUUUGCUAGCACCGUCCCAGCUUCCUCCUCUUCCUCUGUCUCCACGACCCAGGUAUUCUCACUGGCGGGAUCUACUUUCAGUCUCCCCUCCUCGCACAUUUUUGGAAGUCCUCUCACCUCUGGGCUGUCCAUCAAUCCCCUGCUGAACCAAUCAGAAAGCAACCGGGCAGAACCAGAUUUAGAAGACUGUAAUUUUGCUUGCCGGGGGGCAUCACCCCAAGAAAGUCUCUCUUCCAUGUCCCCUAUCAGCAGCCUUCCCACCCUCUUUGACCAGACGGUGUCGACCAACAGUGGGCAGCUGGAAAAUGUCCCCCAGGCCACACCAAACAUCGAGCAGCUUCUGGAGAAACAGGGCAAUGGCGAGGCCGGCGUCAACAUUGUAGAAAUGCUCAAGGCACUCCAUUCCCUCCAGAAAGAGAAUCAGCGUCUCCAGGAGCAGAUCAUGACUCUGGCAGCUAAGAAGGAGCGCCUGCAACUCCUGAACGUCCAGCUUUCUGUCCCUUUCCCAGUGGUGACCACCAGCAAUGGCCCCUCGGGCCACGCCCAUUACAUCCUGGCUCCCAACGCAUGCAACAGCGACUCGCUGAGUGUCAGCAAGAGCCCACCCUGCAAGAACAGUUUUGGCAUUGAGAACUCGCUCUCCACUUCCUCUGAGGAUCCUCACUCCGGCUGCCCAAGUAGAAGCAGUUCCUCCCUCUCCUUCCAUAGCACACCUCCUCCACUGCCCUUGCUGCAACAGAGCCCUGCUUCCCUCUCACUCACUACUGGGUUACAGCAGCAGCCACCAGUGAAUGGCUUGGCCAGAGCCAUAGGGACCGCCCAUGGAGGAGGGGCUACAGCCAAUCACAGUCUGGUGGAUGGUCUCCUUGGAAACAUGGCGGGAGGACAGCAGCAGGUCCCCCUCAAUGGUAUCCUAGGAAGUCUGAAUGGAGCAGUGGCCACCCAGAUGCAGAAUCCCCUCUUGGCACAAGCUGGCGGACUCCCAAAUCUGCAGCUCUCCACCAGCCAAACCAGUAUGUCUGGCACGAGCCACCUGACAGAGCAGCAGCGGCAGCUCCUCAACCAGCACGAGCUCCAACUCCAGCAGUUACAGCAACUCUUGACGUCACAGCCACUCAAUCCGGAACAGCAGACCUUGGUGUUCCAGAUGAUACAACAGAUUCAGCAGAAAAGGGAGCUGCAGCGCCUCCAGAUGACUGGCUCCUCCCAACUGCCUAUCACCGGCCUCGUGCCAGCUACCUCCACGUCCCUCCUCCACUCCAGCACGGCACCAUCCACCGCCAGCAGCACCCUCCUGACCUCCAUCUCCCCUCAGCAGCUCAAUCCAGCCAGUUCCCUGAUGGCUUCCUCACCGCUCAGUGCCCCUGGAAACAGCCUCAUGUCGGCUGCGGCAGGGGCAGCUAUUCCAGCUGUCCUCACUACACAAACCAACCCUUUCCUCAGUCUACAGGGUGACAGCGGCAGCCAGAAAGGAAUGAGCAUGAAUGAAAAGGGAGGUGCCUCAGUUCAGGACAAGGGCUAACUUUGGUGAUUCAAGGCUACUCUUUGCCAUAGGAAAAUAAUCUCUCCCUGAGCCAUGGAUCCCGAAAGGUAGAGCAACCGCAUGCAAGACUUCUGAGAAAGUCUUCCUGCUGUGGGCAGGGCAACACCAAGCGGAGGUGCGUCAGGAGUCCAUGUUCCUUGGUUCUGAACCUGCUGUCCCAUGUCCUUCCAAAGAAGGCAGCUGAAGUGGACACACCCUCUCCCUUGCUGGCUUUCUCGACAAUGCUGCACUUAUUUCAAGAGAAGUUGCACUUCAGGGGAAAAGAAGGGGAAGACAUCUGCUCAUCCUCAGACACCUGUGGAUCCCAUCGCUAAAGGUGGGGGUCUGCUAGCUGGAUUGUGGCCACGUUAUCCUAGCAGAUAAUGCUCUGCAGAGCAGGGCAUUUUCAAACCACGGCUAAGAAAUCCAGCAGUCUAUUCAGAAGCAGGAAGGUCCAGCCACAGCAAAAUAGGAAGGGAUGGAACUUUUGAGGUCUCCAUUGCAUAAGAGGGCAAGAAAGGGAAAGUGUUAGCUGGAGUAACCCCACAAGAAUCCUGCACCGUAAAGGUCUUCAGAUGUGCUCAUGAAUGUGGCUUCCCUAAAACUUACUGGGACAUGGUUCUUCCAGGGGGGCGGGGGGGGAACCAAUCUCAGUGAGACUGAGAGCAGCCAUCUUUGUUCUCCCAAAUCUCCCCCAGUCAUUACGAGACUCUCUCUUAGUAAUCAGCCUAAAGGAAACCAUCCCUAACUUCCAUGCUGAAUAAGACACUUCUCUUCCUCAUCGUUGGGAGCCUUUGUAGGCAGCCUAUGGUUUAGAAGACCAGGACCAGUACAUGUCUUUGCUUACCAUCAAGAUGCUUUCCAGUCACUCAGAAGGAUGUUUUCGUUCUUUGAUGGUCUGAGUCAAAAGCCAACACCAAAGAGGCGGGAUGGAGACUUUAUCUAAGGGCAGCAGCUGUUCCUUCCAUCUCCAAAGCAGCUCUGUUCUGGUAAAGAACAUCCUUUUCCACAAUAGGUGGCACUAGGCUAAAUUCUAGCUGAUCAGAACGUUGGUCUUCCCAUCACUGCAAUUCCUGCCGUAACUCUCUUUUGAAACCAGGUUCCUCAGCAAAGGCACCAGCUCCCUUCUGCCUUCAGUUUUUGUUUUUGUUUUUGUUUUGGAAGGAUGCUGUGAUGAGAGGAAAUGAGGCUCAAGGCCAGAUGUCUUGAGGCACUCCACCCAGCCCCAACUUUGCUGGAUAAUCCAGAUAUCUUAAGGGGUGAGACUCCCGGUGACUGAAAUACUGAGGGUCUUAAAAGGUUUUUCAUGCCUCCAUGGAUAUACAGUCAUUUUAGACACAUCCCCACCACCUCUUCCAAUUUGCACUAUUCUGACACAUCGGUGGUGAGCAUGUGCUGAUGAUCCCCGAAAAAACCACUGCUGUUCAAAUCCAUCGUGUGUGUGUGUGUGUGUGUGUGUAUGUGUGUGUGUGCGCGCGCGCUUUGUUUUUUGUUUUCUUUCUGUUCUUUCUUUCUUUCUUUUUGAAAACAAAGAAAAAUACCUGCCACAGGGUGGAGCUGGACUUUUAAAAAAAGAAGAAAGAGAUGGCAACUUUUCAGGAUUUUAUCUUUUGCCGUGUUUAUCUUAUUCAGACAGAUGUGCUUGAUUCCAAAUGUUGGUUGUGGGUGAGUGCGUGAGUGUGUGUGUGUAUUGUUUAAGGUUCUGUUUUGCUUUUUUAAAAAAGAUUAUGUUUAACAGAAAGCUACUGGAAACUAAAGCUACUGGAAACUGACGAGAACAGCAACUAUUCCAAGUGGAAAUUAGAAAGCACCUCUUCCUGGCAGCUUUGGCACAGAUUAAGGAGCAGCUACAAAACAAAACAAUGUUUGACAUUCUCUCCCUUCUCUUCAGUUGAGUGUUAAAAACACGGACAGACAGAAGCCUCCAUCAACGUGAUGCACUUAUUGUUUAGACAGAAAAUCUCACCUUUGAAAUGCAUCCAGAACAGCAUUUCUUAUCGCAUUCCAAUUCCAUUUUGCCCUCCACUAUAUUAUUGGUACUCAUCUUCUUGGUCUCCAUCUAACUGUCCACAUGUGCAGUUGGCUUGCCAAUACUGAAGAAAAUCAGCAAUUGCACAGAUCAGCUGUUUGGUGAGGAGUGAAUAGUGACAGGGACUAAAUCCAACUCUUUGGUCCUCCUCCCAAACAACUGAUGGGUGCUAUCUCCAGUUUUCUCAUCGGGCUGACAAGAAGUCAGCCUUGCAGCUGGAUUGGGAAGGAACAGCUCCUGCAGCACUUUUGGAGUUCCUCAUCCAGAUAGGUAUGCAAAUCUAUGUUCCCUAGCAGGAUUGGAGUAUAUUUCCUUCCCAACCAUAUGCACUUGCUUCUCCUACAAUUGCAGGCUUGACCUUACUAAAUUCCUUGCCCCCUUCCAUAAAUGCUGAAUUUGCACAGUUGCACCCAUACACACCCAAAUACAUUUGAUGCAGUGUGCCAGGGGGUGGUGUUGGGGAGUAACUUGAGAUGUGGUUUUGAAGUGGCAAUGUUUUCCUUCAGCUAAAAAAAAUGCAAGUGAAUGGGCACACAGGUGGAUAUGGUAAGCAGGUGCAAAGGAGCAAAUUCAUUAUUAAUGUUUAAAAAGCAGAAAAGGUCUCUACACUUGAGGAAGGAGGACUGGGCACUAGCUGGGGAGAAGGGCAGGUUCAGGUGAGGACCUAGAAUUCUGCGAUCCUAGGUGUGAGAUCCUCUUGACAAGCAAACAUUUGCCUACAGGAGUGUCAGUGGAGAGCGUUUAUGGGUUCAGAGAUAUGCUUGAUUCUCUCCACUGCAAACCACACAGCACCCCCUGAACCCCAAGGGACUGUGCAGGGAUAGCAUGCUUUGGUCAAGUGGUGGAGAUGUGGCAGAAGAACACAACGCGACGCUUUGUUUUUCAGUGCCACUUCCCAUGCACGAGGUCAAAAGCUGAGCUAUCAUUCUGUACUGUAUGUGGCUAAAACAACCAUUAUAGGAUGUGUGAUCAGGGGCACGUGCAUUCCACAUGUCUGUGAUCAUGCAAACAGCUGUAGCAUUUUCUGUCAGCAACCUGAGAAUUGCUUGCAAAGCAGACUUCUAGCAGGUGACAGGCCUGGAAAUGUGUGGGUUGUGCUUAAUGAGAUCUCAGAAGCCAGAGGGGGAUGUUGACAAGGCCCUGGUCAAAGAGUGGGGCAUCAGUGCUCUGUGCAGCUCCUUGCCUCUCCCCAUGGCUAGCAGAAGGAGAGUUGAGGUGCAUCCAAGGUUGUAUUCUGAGUGCUGUGGAAGCAGAUACACUGCAUUUUGUUCAUAUGAGCAGUAUUUUCCCCAGGAUCAUGUUUUGGAGAAACCAACUGCAUGUCUGGGGCAGAAGUUGUCUGUGCAUGGCACUGAUUGGCUGGAAGUGUGUGUUGUCACAAACUCACUUCCCCAGGAGAACAGCAGCCAAUUUGAUGAGAUGUAUGUCUGCCAAAAACAUCACGAAGGCUGAGUGUGGGUCAGGAAGUCAAGCUAACUCUAGUGGGAGGUGGGGGAAACACCAGUUCUGUCAGGGUGGCCGAGAGUUUUUUUCAUUCAUCUAGGAAUUUCUUUAUCAGAAGCAUAUUGUUUAACCAGAGAGAGGAUAAUUUAUUAAUAGAUUUUUUACUGUUUGCCCAAUAAAUUAUAUGUCAAAUGGAAAUAAAGGUCCUAAUACCCAGGCAAGGCAGUCUGCUGCUGGAUUUGGUAAGGAGAGUCUGUAGUUAUCUGUUGCUCCUGGUUCUUUUGACGGAUCAGAACAUGAAUUAUUCUGUUGCUCAGUCAUGGAUAAUUGGACUGAAGAGGUUCUCUGCAAAGGCCAGUUCUGCAAAUUCUCUGCAAAGAGCCAAUUCUUUGCCAUUCUUUGCAAUUCUCUGCAAAGGUCAAGGUUGACUCUGCAAACCAAAAAAUGGUUUCAAUGGUUCCAGGCUGCAUUGUCAUUUGCCUCUUUCCUAAAUGCCUUCCCUUCAGGGGAGAAGAAAUCUGUAAUUCUGGAUUGAUUUUGUAUAUAGGAUGCUACAUCCUCAGUUACAGGAAUUAGACCAACUCUCUCUAGUAAGUACCAUUUCACAAUAACAAACAAACCUCUCCAAAGACAAUACAAUAUGGAGUCAAAACAAUAGGGUAAGGAAUGCUAAGGGACCUCUAACAAAAGCCGAGUGACAGGAGAGAUCAGGCUCACCAUUCUGGAGAGUGGGCAACUCUUAUCACCCCUCAAAGAGAGGAGAAGGAUGAUGACAGCUUCUCAGCUGCAGGUCUUCAAGACUUCUUCCUUCAAGGAGACAGUUUCUGCUUCAUGCCUCAACAAUAGAGAAAGAUGAUGGAAGUAAAAGUGAGGAGAAUUAAAAGGAAGCACUUAUUGAUUUCUGGCAUCAUUCAAAGGCCCACUUUCUCUUUUCAAAGUGUCGGCUCUGUUCACCUCCAUCCAGCCUCUGCUUCAGCUGCAAACUCUCCUCCCAGCCUGGUCUGUUUCAGACAUUACUUUAUAUCAACUUGGGUCCAUAAGGUCUGCAUUCGCUUCAUUUUUGAAUGGCUGGAUUGAGGUUGGUCAGCAACCAGCUGCCCUGUUCACCACCACCUCACUUGCCAAAGGCAGAACAUCUGGGAAAGCAGAGAGGUGGGAGAAAGGGCAUGCUAAGGAGUAAGGGGGACAUAAUUAGGCUGUUCACACAACCAAAAACUGGGUAGGACAAGUGUCCUACCCAGGUUUGGGAGCUGUGCACACUCCCAAUUUUGCGGUGUGGGGGAGCAAACAACUAGGUAGGAGGAGGGAGAAGGGAUUGUGUGGGAGCUGGGAAGGACAGCUUUUUCUCCUACCUUGGUCAAAGGCUGGGUAUGACAACACUGCCCUACCCUCUCCUGUCCCCCACACAGUCACUCCUCCAUCUUCCUACCUAGUUGUUUUUCCCCACACAACCAGACAUUGGAAGCACACACAGCUCCCAAACCUGGGUAGGACACUUGUCCUACCCAGUUUUUGGUUAUGUGAACAGCCUCAGUAGCUGUUAUCUUGGUGAUGGGAAGGUGGGAGGGUGGUGGCCACAUUGAGGAAUAGAGAAACUUAACUGUUGCCAUCUCAAAAUGGUCCAGAUGCAACCCUAUAGUGAGGCAAAGGGUGACAGUAGAUUUUUGUGCCCAUCGAGUGACAAAGUGGGAGACAGACCUAACUCAUAGGACACAAUCCACCAGAGUGUUCUCCUACACAAGUGAACAGAAGCUGCACAAGUGCAUGACAGCUUUUUUCAAUGGGACUUACACAGGGGAAAGUCCCAUAGAUUGCACUCCAUGUUCAUCAGUGCAAGGUAGGAGAACGUUUUGGGUUGUUGCUGUUGUUUUAAUGUAUAAUAAAUAAAAAUGUUCAGGCUUGCCAAGUAUCUUGGGUCAGCCCUGGGAUCCCCCAGUAAAUCUGGGUUGCUGUCCAAGGGGAUACUCUCACUCAGGGCCACAUGUCCCAUUUUAUUUCUUCCAGUGUGUCUUCAAAAUAUAUUAGGCUCAUUCACAUGAUGAUGAGUGGGGUAGGAGAGGCAUCCAGCCCUAAUUUGGGAGCUGUGUGAACUCUAAUAGAUCUCUAUAGAUACCCUCCAUUCAUCUGUCAAAUCCCCUUUCAAAGCCACCUAAGCCAACAACACAGCUUUAACAGUGAAUUCCAUAUGUCAAAAGAUGGGAGAAAUAUGUGAAGAAAUUAUUGGUUUUGUUGGGAAGUUUUUAAAAACUUUUUUUUUUAAAGAAAGACAUUUUUAAAAAAUCUUUCUAUUCUCUAUUUGACCAAUUAAGGGGAACAUACAGGUGCAUGUAUGUUUCCCCUAAUUUAAGCAAAUAUUAGGAGGUGUAAUUCAGGUUGGGAAAAUGAUGCAAGAUGAAAAGCUUUAAGCAUCUCAUUCAGCACCAGAGUCCCAGGGCAAUUCACCACCACCAACAAGCUGCUGCUUUUAGAAGAAAAGACACAAGAGAUCUAAUAACAUCUCCACAAUAUCAGCUACAUUGGCUAUUAGGAAUUUUAUUUCUGAACUAAAAAGCCCCAGACACUACGGCCUUUCUUCACAUAGAAGGUGCUCCAAACCCAAUGAUUAUUUUUUAUUGUCUUUUCUGCACCUUUUCUAGCAGAUAUACCACCACCACCACAACAAACCUGGAUAUCAGAAACAACCUCCCAAGAAUGAAACUGAUUUGAAAUUGACAUGUCUCUUAUCCUUGGAAAGUUAACAUGGGACUUAAGCUCCAUGAUAAAAAGUGAUGUUUGAAACAGACUAGAAGUGCACUUUGAAAGAGCACUGUGGUCUCUUUUGGCAGGGAUAGAAUGGAAAUAAAAUCUAAAAAGAUAAAAGUUCCACACCUUGGUUGCACUGGGGUAUGUUUCGUUACCCAUCUUUUGAUGCUAAUGUCUCAUUUUAGAACAUUGCCUGUGUCUUUAACACCCUGCUCUGUUCCCAGUUGUUAUUUUUAAUUAAAUAAGAGGAAAAUAUGUGUAUAUUUUUGGCAAUUAAGGUAAUGUAGCUAAGAUAUAUUUUUUUCAUGCUGCUUGACUGUUCUUUAUUAUAAUAAAUAUUAAUAUCAAAAGCUUUUUUUAAAAAAACACCAGAAAAUGUAAUAAAACCAUGGUUGUUUCCACCUCACCCAAAUUAACUAAGUAUGGUAUGAGAAUGGGAGGUUUUUGGUUGUUGUUUUAACAUAAGCAUUGGCAAAAGUAUUGAGAUUUACUAGCUGUGUCGGAAAUGUCCAAGUUAAAAAAUGUCAGUAUAAUGUGUGCUUGGAAAGGAACGAAACUGGAUAUAAGUAAGAAUUUUCAGAAGCCCCAAUUCAGCAAAAAGAGAAGCACGCUGUCAAGCCACAGAAAGCAGAAGAUACUAUCCCAAAGACUUAUGGGGGAAAGUCAUUAAUAAAAUAAUUCAAAACUCAUUCCAGUGGAUUUUGAGCAUGUGAAGCUCUUCAUCCAGGAAUUGUAAAUUUAUAUAUAUUUUAAAAAUCAAUUUAAAAAUCAAAAAAUUUAACAAAUGUUCUGUUAUUACACAAGUAUAAUGAUCUCACAGGAAUGAAGGGAUUUCUAACAAAACCAAAUACAUCUCUCCCUGAAGUAGGAAUGGAAAGCAACUAAACAAAAAUUAAGAGGUUUAAAAAGUCUCUUGUAUAAGUUGAUGAUAGAUUUAUUAAGUGCCGUCAAGUCGGUGUCAACUCUUAGCAACCACAUAGACAGAUUGUAUAAGUUGAUACCAGAUUUUUAUUAUUAUUAUUUCUUGUUUACACUGUCAGACAGGUAUUAUCGACUGGUUUGUUUUAUCCAGACAUCGAGUCCUUCCCAAGGACCUGGGAUGCCAGAAUUUUAUUGUCAGUUGUUAUAGAUAUCGUCGCAGAAUAUAGGCUGUUCCCAGUAAAGCUGCUUUUUGUAAUUGGCUGAUGGUGAUUUCUGUGGCCCCUAUGGUGUUGAGGUGUUCUUCAAGGUCUUUUGGAACUGCACCCAGGGCGCCAAUUACCACUGGGAUUAUUUUGGUCUUUUUCUGCCACAGCCUUUCAAUUUCAAUUUGUAGAUCUUUGUAUUUGUUGAUUUUUUCUAUUUCUUUUUCUUCUAUUCUGCUAUCCCCUGGUAUUGCUAUGUCGAUUAUUUUCACUUGUUUUUCUUUGUUCUCGACUAGAGUUAUAUCUGGUGUAUUGUGUGGCAGAUGUUUGUCUGUUUGUAGUCGGAAGUCCCAUAAUAUUUUUACAUUUUCAUUUUCUACCACUUUUUCAAUUUCACAAUAUUUCUUUUAUACACAUUGGCCGGCAUCCAGACUGGAUUACCCCUCCUGAGUAGUCCCUUUGAAAUUAUGUAGUCCUUUAGAGUAACCCUUGAGUAAUGCUAUUGAGUAAUUUAGUCUGGCUGUCAGCCAUUGAAUCCAGUUGGGAUCCCUAAUUGACUGAAUUCCAGCCUUGGCACUGGAAGAUGUGAGAAUUCUGGAUCACUUUGAAUGCGCAGACUAUUUUAAUGGCACCUUUAGAAUAAUUCCUUCUGCUUUCUGUGGAGUGAACAUAAUAUGUGUGUAGAAAAGAUGAAUCUGCUACACUGGAUUCACACACACACACACACACACACACACACACAGAGAGGCUUCUGUGUGGUGGAUGGUGAAGACCCUAUCUAGCAAUGGAACUACGCAUGCAACUUCAGGAUUUACCCAAAGGGAUUUCUUAUGGGACUGCAUGUGUGUUACACAUGCUGUCUGUGAAAGUGCAAUGGUAUUCCUAGUCAAUGGUGCCUAUGAGGAGGGCAGGUUUCCUGUUGGUUCAAAAUUCACUACUUACAAGUACCCAACCCAAAUGAGAGCUGAGUCUUGAAGCCCUGAUCUUGCACACCAUUUGAAGCUCAGCAAUAGAGCCCAAGAGAGGAAACUGAGUCAGAGGCUCCCUUUGAAUGGCGAGUUGGACAACAAUGCAGGAAAUAGUUGAGACAGGUAAUCAAAUGUAUCUUCCACCCUCUUACUAGGCAGUUCCUGUUCCUGCUCAGUACUGGGGCAGCCAAUUAAAAAGCAAGAUUACUGAAGGCAUGGGUGGAGGUUAUUUGCUAUGGAUUAUUUGGAAGGCUGCUUCAUGCUUUGCAGAAAAUAUACAUUUCAGCAUUGCACUGUGACAUGGAGGAGAGAUGCAUGCUUGAAAACCCAGGAGCUGCAGUUGGUCAAAUGUCCCAGUUGUGUAUUUAUUUACUGCAUGUCUUUAGACAUGAAUCCCCCACACACAUUACAUUAGGUAUAUGAAGAUACCAGGAUGGGAGCAUGCCAUUUCUGUGAUGGAAAGCAGCACUGAGAGUGAAUGUUAGAAGGUCAGAAAAUGCCAGUAUGAUGUGAGGGACACACACCUACUGCUGCAUUCCCUAUAGAGCUGUUGCCCUGUCGUGUGACCCCAUGCAGCAACAUUAUGCGUGUGAACAUCACAGCCAUUUGGGCAAAGCUGACCAUGUGGUGCUUCCAGACCUAGUUGCUCCCUCAGCAAGAGGAGGAUGGUUGUAUGGGAAAGAGCCACAUUAUCAUCAAUUCUGUCUUAUGAAGUUCACCACCUUGCUCCCAUUUGGCAGUGGUUCUGUGUGUGAGUGAGCAUAAUUUGAAUCAGAUGGCUGUUUGGAGGGAUCUGUGUCACAUGUGCGGUUCAUUUUCUGUCAGUUUUCUUCCUUCUAGCAUCUUUGGAGAGAUAAGUAAAAUAUAGAAGAAACACACCCAGGAGUUGUAAUUGGAAUUCUCAGUUGCAGAGAGCACCCAUUUCUCCAUGUUGCAGAGAGCACCCUAAAACUAUUCUUAGUGUACAUCUUGUUGGGUAGCAGGAAACAGAUGUAACAGCCCAGUUAAAGUUGCAGCUGCCGGUUGGCUACCUAUCUGAACAUUCGCUUCCUGUCACUGGGGGACUCUAUUGUUCAACUCCAAUGUACAAGAGCAGGAAUUCAAAUCUGUGUUCGGGGCCGUAAACGGAAAACCACCACUGUUUAAUGUGGGGAUACUACAGAGGAGCCACAGCAUUUCACUGGAUAUUUUAAAGGCAACGUGACCAAAUAUUUUACUGAAGACAGAUGCCAGUGGUAUUGUAGGGGCAUCGUUGCCCUUGGCAAACAUUCACGUUGCUUUCAUCCCACAGUUGUCUCUGGUCAAACAGGAUUUUGAAAUAUUAGAAAACCCUGAAAAACAUGUUUACCAGAGGCAAUAAUAGGUGAAUAUGCACAUUACAAUUAUGUUUCUACCAAACCACCAUCACAUUCACUCUUCUAAAACAAUCAUCUAGCUUUGUAGUGUUUACUGGAUGUCUCUUUCUAGUCAAUGCAACCCAUGUGCAAAAAGAGUUUUCUAUCAGUGAUCUGCUGAACUAGGGGAGCAAAAGCCUGCUAUAAGAAGAAAGGAAACAGUAUGUGUGGGUGUGCUGGAGGGAACUCAUCUACAAACCCAUGCUUACUCUAGAGCAGGCUGCUCAUCUUCGGCUCAUCUUCGGCCCUCCUGCAGAUGUUGGCCUACAACUCCCAUAACCCCUGGCUAUUGGCCACUGUGGCUGGGGAUUAUGACAGUUGUAGUCCAGUAACAGCUGGGAGGCCUACAUUGAGCAGGCCUGUUCUAGAAAUUCCCAUACACUCCAGUUUGCUGCAAACUGGGUUCUAUUUAUCUGCCUCUUCAGUAGGCUGACCACAGCUUUCUGAUAGUCCUGCCAUUCUGUGGAAUAUGGGAAUGGCCUAGCAAAAGUUCGGUCCAAACUUAAUAGAAUGCCCUUCGGUUUCUUAUUCUUUGUGGAAGAUAUUGAGGUGGGUCUCACGAUCAGUGAGACCCGCUUUUGCCAGUUUUGCGGGGAGAGCAGGCUAAGCCCACUCUCCCCACAGACAAGCAGGGCGGGAGCCCUGGGCAGCCGGAUCGGCCGCCCACACAACUGCCGGCUCCAUGACGGAGCUGGCAGGGGCUGGGGAAUUCGGGGGCCGCGCAGCCUCCUGAAACUCCAGUAUGCCUUGCGCAAGCACACAGGGCAUACUGGAGAGACCCCCGAGCCGGGAGGCUACUUUUCAGCCUCCCACUGGGGGUCUACUCAAGAUUUAGAAAACCGGGUUUGCGGAGCACUCACUCCACAAACCCGGUUUAAGGGGAGGGCUAGUUUGGUGGGUUAACUGCCAGGAAGCCACCGGGCUCGCUUGCGAGCCUGGUGGCUCCCACUAUCAGGCAAAAUCGGGCUAGGCUCCCCUAGCCCAAUUCUGCCUGAUCGUGGGAAUAGCCCCAUUGUGGGGAAAGUACAAAAAUCUUCAUCUACUAGUACUAGUAGAUACAAAAUUCUUCAUCUACUAGUACUACUACUACUACUACAUCAUUUCCCUGUAAUUUUUAUGUGAUUAUUAUUUAUUUUGUCCUCCCUCCACAUGUAAUGAAAUUGAUAUACAUUAACUUCACACAAACAGCUGAUGAGUGGGUAUGUGUGUGUGUAUCUAUUUAUCUAUAUUGAUUUAAACAGUAUUCUUUUUUAUUAACAGCAUCCUUCUGGGAUCCAUAUACUAUUUGUAUGGAAUUCUGUUUGCCGCUUUUAAAAUCAUCUAUAGCGCUAUAGAUAUAUAGAUAUACCGUAUUUACCUGAAUCUAAGAAACGACUGCUCAACUUUGGCCCUCCUGCAGAUGUUGGCCUACAACUCCCACAAUCCCUAGCUAUUGACCACUGUAGUUUGGAAAUAGGGGAGUUGUAGACCAACAACACCUGUGGGGGGUGAGGGCAAAGUUGCACAGCCCCGAGUCAAGUCCCCCACCUCAGUUCUUUACUGUUAAAUAUAGGGGGAGGGGGUCAUCUUAGAUUCAGACUCCUCUUUAUUUUAGGUAAAUACAGGCAUGAUCUGUAUUUAUCCUCUAUUAAGGCAUUGUCUUACAUUCAGAGUCACCUUCUAUUCAAAUACGGUACACACAGAGAGAGAGAAAACUAGCCAUUAAGGAGAAAAAUUCUAGCUUAGCCUUUUUUCCUGGUGUGCUAGUUUCACAUGUGCAGGGAUUUUUUUUUUAAAAAAAAAUUCAAUCACGUUUCCCUCAUGAAAUGGUAGAGUCCAGAAACAGUUUUACCACUUCACUGGCUGCUGAUGUGAACUGAGCCUAAAUGUCUCCUUGACGUAUUCAAGAUGUGGUUGUGGAAAAUGAAAGAGGACAGCUCCAUGCAUACGUCACAGACUCUCAACACUUCCUGCAAACAGGGCAUUCUGGCUUCACCCACUCUCAGUGGUAUUUGAUUGCUUCCCUUUGCUGGCAGUAGUUGAUUGCUUCCCUUUGCUGGCAGUAUCUAAACCUCAUGCCCAUAUUCAUUCUGAUCAUACUGAUCAGAAGUUGAGUUUUACUUUUUCCCCUUGAUCUCUUUCUGAUCACAAGGCCAACAUCUGAUUGGUUGUGGCUCAGCACAACCAAGCAAAUAAGUGAACUGAAACAGAUGUGUCCACACCAGUGUUCCCUUUAAGGCAUGCACACUUGCCUGCGCUCACAAGUUUUUUGAUGUCCACUCAGUUAAUUUUUGAUCCAACUCAGGUUGAGUCAGGAAGGCCCCACUUUGAAUGCACAUGCACACACACUGCCUUGAUACUCCCACCCAGAACAAAACUCAUUCCGCACAUAGAUGAAAAAAAGUUAGAGAGAAUACUGGUCCACACAGAAUUUGAACCGGUUUAUCCCAAUAUGAUAAUGGGGUUUGGAAGCUCUUAUCUAAAUCAGAGCACAAACGAUGAACCCCCCCCCCAAAAAAAGCUGUCUACAUUUGCAGAUCAAAUGUGAGUCUUUUAAUGAAUUGUUCUAGAGAACCCAAAUUUUUGCUUAAGAUUCUGUGUCUUUUUUAUUGGUCUUAAUAAAGGUAUUACUUGAUUGUGGCUUUUGAAUUUUAAUUAGCACAGCCUUUCAGAUAAUUUUAACCUGUCUUUCAAUAACUUCAAACUAUGUUAAAAAUCUGUGUUAAUAACUGUGCAUCCAGUGCUUUAUUUCUGAUGUUGCAGAAAUCAUGCAGUUGGCCAACCAUGCUGUAGAAGUUAGUUACAAAAUCAUUAACAGUGCAAAUGCCACACUUUUGGAUGAGCAAAGAACAGGUGGCAGAUUUGCAAACUGCUAGGGGACAAAUCCCUUCUUGGCAAAACAUAUAUUCUGAAUGUUAACUAAAUUUAAAAUGUGGAAAUGUUGGCCAACAUUUGAAUUUUCUAUCAAUAUUUUGUUCAGUUCUUUUGGAAAAGAACUUCAGUAGCUAAUGGGUAUUGCAACAAAACAAGCCAGUCUAUGUACAUUUCCUUGCUUAAAAAAAAAAAAUCUGUGUGGGAAAAUCUAGGCCAGAUGAGUUUCUGGGAUUGAAUUACAUUUAUUUUAUAUCAUAUUAAUGAACAGAUAUUUCUCAUGUGGGAAAAGUAUGUUAAGCUUAAAAUGCCAUACAUAUUUUUUCUAUGAGAUACUCCAGCACAGUAGCUAACGGUGGUAGCAAUGUCUCAGACAUCAAACGUCUGCUUACUUUCUUCCAUCUUUCACUGUUGACUCCUCUCAUUUCAUACCUGUCAUGUAUAAUGCUGAAUAAAAUGUCUUUGUAACACUGCUGUAUUUGUACAACCAGGAAGCUGUUUCAAUCCUUGUUCUUUUAAUUAAAAAAAAGUUUUCCAAAUAAAUAAAAUAGGACAUUUAAAAAAAA